CGCCCCCCGCGCCCCCCCCCCCCCCAGCCCCGCGCGGCGAUCCCCGGCGCCGACGCCAUGCGCUGGCCGUGGUGCUGAUUCUGUCAGGCGCUGGCGCCGGCGGCGACCCCGCUCCCUCUCCCCCGCCGGACCCAGCUCUGCCCCCUGCGCCCACGUCCCGCCGAGUCCCCCUCCCUUUCGUCGCGGCCCCGGCCCAGGGUCUGGCCGCCACCAGCACCAUGCGCCCGGUAGCCCUGCUGCUCCUGCCCUCGCUGCUGGCUCUCCCGGCUCACGGACUCUCCUCAGAGGCCCCAACCAUGGGGGAAGGGCAAGCCCCAGGCAUGGAGGAGACGGAUGGGGAGCUGACAGCGGCCCCCACACCUGAGCAGCCAGAACGAGGUGUCCACUUCGUCACAACAGCCCCCACGCUGAAACUGCUAAACCAUCACCCACUGCUCGAGGACUUCCUACAAGAGGGGCUGGAGAUGGGGGAGAAGGAACUGAGGCCAGCACUGCCCUUCCAGCCUGACCCACCUACACCCUUCACCCCAAGUCCCCUUCCCCGCCUGGUCAACCAAGACAGCCGCCCUGUCUUUACCAGCCCCACUCCGGCCAUGGCUGCAGCACCCACUCAGCCCCAGUCCAGGGAGGGACCCUGGAGCCUGGAGUCAGAACCCCCUGUGCUUCGUAUUGCAGCUCCCCUACCUCCAGGACCCAGCAUGGCAGUGCCCACCCUAGGCCCAGGGGACAGGCCCAGUACUACACCCCCCAGCAGAGCAUGGACUCCAACCCAAGAAGGUCCUGGAGACAUGGGCAGGCCAUGGGCUCCAGAGGUCAUGUCCCAGACCACAGGGCUCGGAAUCGAGGGGACCAUUGCCACCUCCACAGCUUCAGGGGAUGACGAGGAGACUACCACCACCACCACCAUCAUCACCACCACUAUCACCACAGUCCAGCCACCAGGCUCUUGUAGCUGGAAUUUCUCAGGCCCAGAGGGCUCUCUGGACUCCCCCACAGCCUCCAGCUUACCCCCUGAUGUCGGCCUGGAUUGUUUCUACUACAUCUCCGUCUACCCUGGCUAUGGUGUGGAAAUCAAGGUCUGGAAUAUCAGCCUCCGGGAGGGGGAGACCAUGACUGUGGAGGGCCUGGGGGCACCUGACCCACUACCUCUGGCCAACCAGUCUUUCCUGCUGCGGGGCCAAGUCAUCCGCAGCCCCACCCACCAAGCAGCCCUGAAGUUCCAGAGCCUCCCGCCACCUGCUGGGCCUGGCACCUUCCAUUUCCACUACCAAGCCUAUCUCCUGAGCUGCUACUUUCCCCAACGUCCAGCUUAUGGAGAUGUGACUGUCACCAGCCUCCAUCCAGGAGGCAGUGCCCGCUUCCACUGUGCCACUGGCUACCAGCUGAAGGGUGCCAGUCUCCUUACUUGUCUCAAUGCUACUCAACCCUUCUGGGACUCCCAGGAGCCUGUAUGUAUUGCUGCCUGUGGUGGUGUGAUCCGUAAUGCCACCACUGGCCGUAUUGUCUCUCCGGGCUUCCCGGGCAACUAUAGCAACAACCUCACCUGCCACUGGCUGCUCGAGGCUCCUGAGGGCCAGCGGCUACACCUGCACUUUGAGAAGGUUUCCCUGGCAGAGGAUGAUGACAGGCUCAUUAUUCGCAAUGGGGACAACGUGGAGGCCCCACCUGUGUACGAUUCCUAUGAGGUGGAAUACCUGCCCAUUGAGGGCCUGCUCAGCUCUGGCAGACACUUCUUUGUGGAACUCAGUACUGAUAGCAGCGGGGCAGCUGCAGGCAUGGCCCUGCGCUAUGAGGCCUUCCAGCAGGGCCAUUGCUAUGAGCCCUUUGUCAAAUACGGCAACUUCAGCAGCAGUGCACCCUCCUACCCUGUUGGUACCACUGUGGAGUUCAGCUGCGACCCUGGCUACACCCUGGAGCAGGGUUCCAUCAUCAUCGAAUGUGUUGACCUCCAUGACCCUCAGUGGAAUGAGACAGAGCCAGCCUGCCGAGCUGUGUGCAGCGGGGAGAUCACAGACUCGGCCGGAGUUGUGCUCUCCCCCAACUGGCCAGAGCCCUAUGGCCGUGGGCAGGACUGCAUCUGGGGUGUGCAUGUGGAAGAGGACAAGCGCAUCAUGCUGGACAUCCGAGUGCUGCGCAUAGGCCCUGGUGAUGUUCUUACCUUCUAUGAUGGGGAUGACCUGACAGCUCGGGUCUUGGGCCAGUACUCAGGGCCCCGUGGCCACCUCCAGCUCUUUACCUCCAUGGCUGAUGUCACCAUCCAAUUCCAGUCGGACCCUGGGACCUCAGUGCUGGGAUACCAGCAGGGCUUCGUCAUCCACUUCUUUGAGGUGCCCCGCAAUGACACAUGUCCAGAGCUGCCUGAGAUCCCCAAUGGUUGGAAGAACCCGUCACAGCCUGAGCUGGUACAUGGCACUGUGGUCACUUACCAGUGCUACCCCGGCUACCAGGUGGUGGGAUCCAGUGUCCUCAUGUGCCAGUGGGACCUAACCUGGAGUGAGGACCUGCCCUCAUGCCAGAGGGUGACUUCCUGCCAUGACCCUGGGGAUGUGGAACACAGCCGACGCCUCAUAUCCAGCCCCAAGUUUCCUGUGGGGACCACAGUGCAGUAUAUCUGCGACCAGGGUUUUGUGCUGACGGGUAGCACCAUCCUCACCUGCCAUGAUCGCCAGGCCGGCAGCCCCAAGUGGAGUGACCGGACCCCCAAAUGUCUUCUGGAACAACUCAAGCCAUGCCAUGGCCUCAGUGCCCCCGAGAAUGGAGCCCGCAGUCCUGAGAAGCGGCGACAUCCAGCAGGGGCCACCGUUCACUUCUCUUGUGCCCCAGGCUAUGUGCUGAAAGGCCAGGCCAGGAUCAAGUGUGUGCCUGGGCACCCCUCGCAUUGGAGUGAUCCCCCACCCAUCUGUAGGGCUGCCUCUCUGGAUGGGUUCUACAGCAGCCGCAGCCUAGAUGUUGCCAAGGCACCUGCUGCCUCCAGCACCCUGGAUGCUGUCCACAUUGCAGCUGCCAUCUUCUUGCCGCUGGUGGCAAUGGUGCUGUUGGUGGGAGGUGUGUACCUCUACUUCUCCAGGCUCCAGGGGAAAAUCCCCCUCCAGCUGCCCCGAACACGCCCCCACCCCUACAACCGCAUCAUGGUGGAGUCAGCAUUUGACAAUCCAACCUAUGAGACUGGAUCUCUUUCCUUUGCAGGAGACGAGAGAAUAUGAAGUCUCCAUCUAGGUGGGGGCAGCCUGGGGACGCCACCUCAGCCCUGCAUCACAGCCCAGCAGCAGGGCUUCCGGCUUCCUGCUGUCUCUCCACCUCCUGUACAUACCACUUGGGAAGAGACGCCACCUAGCCCUCAAGAAGUUGUGCCCUUCCCUGCCUGCAAUGCCUACCAUGGCCUAUUUUCUUGGUACCACUGCCUACUUAGGGCCCUUCCUUGGAUGCAAGUCAGGGGGCAAAUACCUAUGGGAAGAACACAGCUGGAGCACAUGCAUCAACAGCCAGCAUUCUUCUGACCCUCCUUCAUGCCCUGGACCUCCAGCCUGGAAUUCCCAGGCAAAGCAGGAGUACCAUCCUCCCUAUAACCACAAUCCAACCCUGGCACUUAGAACCCUGCAGCAGAGUUCACUUGAUGGUGGUGGAAACAGCCCCUCACAGGGCCAUCACCAAUAGCCAAAACUGCUUUCAAUGGUGACCUGUGGGUAGUCCUGGCAUGCCAACAUGAAGAGGUCUCUAAUCCUUCUCUAAAGCCCAGGGAAUGGACAGUUCUGCCUCUUGCCCCAUCCCAGUAGAGGUAAUAAUUCUAAGAAAUCCUGUGGGAUUCAGGGACCUGACCCCAAGCUCAGGUUGGGCUUCCCUGGGCACUCAUGCUCCACACCAAAGCAGGACACCUCACUGUACCCCUGGCCACCCUAUACCCUGAAGAGAGGGAGACCUUCCCCUGAUGUUGAUCUGGCUGUUACAAACAUCUUCUUUCCCACUAGUCCUUCCUCCAACCCCAGACACUUGCCAGGUUCCCCUCCUGGCCACUAAGUUAUGGUAUGAGGGGAGUGGGGAGGCAUAUUCUGGAGAGCAGCAGAGGUCCGAGGACCCAGGAAUUUGGCAUGGAACAGGGGGUCAAAGAAUCCCAGGGAGCAGCCUAGGAGCUGGCUGAAGGUCACUUUGUAUAUGUAAUGUAUUAUAUGGGGUCUGGCCUCCAGCCAGAUAACAAUCAUUUAUUUCUUUUGUUUCCUUAUUAAAAUGGUGUUUUUGAAAAAAACCAAGAAAUGA
Molecule: messenger RNA, 4251 nt
Organism: Galeopterus variegatus (Sunda flying lemur)
Lineage: Eukaryota; Metazoa; Chordata; Mammalia; Dermoptera; Cynocephalidae
Gene: SEZ6
Product: seizure related 6 homolog (mouse)
Exons: 17
Coding region: 219-3203 (994 amino acids)
Biological process (GO): synapse maturation; regulation of dendrite development
Cellular component (GO): endoplasmic reticulum; neuronal cell body; dendritic shaft
Source: RefSeq, a predicted model, not a curated record